AAGUAAUAAUUGUAAGAAAAAAGUAUUUCUGUUUUUUUAUUCAAUAUAUUUCUGCUUUCUAUAUUUAGUUCUUUAAAAAGUUUGUUUUUACAAGCAAAAAAAAAUAAAAAUAUGGCAUAUCAUUCUAAUGGUGUUCUUACAAGCGAAGAAAAUCUCAAAGGAAUUGUUAACAGGUUAUCAAACACUAGCGAAAGUCAACGAAUAGGUUGCCGAAAGUGUGGCCAUGCUGGGCAUUUGACUUUUCAAUGUUAUAAUACAUUACAAAACAAUACUCAAUUACUUGAUGUUGAAUCUACAACAUCUGAUUCUGAUGAUGAGCUAAAUCUGUUGGAAAAGCUGCUUGAAGAAAAGAAACGAAAGGAAGCAGAAAUUCGAAAGAAGAAAAAAAAAGAAAAAAAAAAGUCCAGGAAGAAAAGAAAACGAUCUUUGUCUUUUGAAGAAAAUGAAGCAUCAAAGAAGAAAAAAAAGCGCUCGAAAGAAAAGAAAAAGAAAACUUCAAAAAAAAAACUCAUCUGAUUCAGAUUAGUUUCUUUUGUUGUGACAUUUUAAAAUGGAAUAAUUUAAGUUUUAUAAAUUCUUAUAUAAA
Molecule: messenger RNA, 586 nt
Organism: Hydra vulgaris (swiftwater hydra)
Lineage: Eukaryota; Metazoa; Cnidaria; Hydrozoa; Anthoathecata; Hydridae
Product: protein SREK1IP1
Molecular function (GO): nucleic acid binding; zinc ion binding
Source: RefSeq, a predicted model, not a curated record